Molecule: messenger RNA, 456 nt
Organism: Linum tenue
Lineage: Eukaryota; Viridiplantae; Streptophyta; Magnoliopsida; Malpighiales; Linaceae
Source: the annotation of a GenBank genome assembly
UUCUUUAUUCGCAAGGAUCCUGAAAAUGGAGAUUGGUAUCUCAGGGUUGGUUCCAAUAACGUUUUGGGAGUUUGGCCAAAGAAGAUUUUCACUUCAUUAGCAAACUUUGCUAACUACGCAGAAUGGGGAGGAGAAGUUUAUAGUCCUCCAGGAACCACCCCUCCUCCAAUGGGUUCCGGCUACUUGCCUGUUGGGAGUGCAAAACAAGAUGGUUAUGCUAAAUUAAUUUCGACAGUAAAUGAAAAUAACCUAAUCAAUUACGAUCCUUCAGGGUGUGACACCUAUGCAGAUAGUGAUCGAUACAAGGUGAUUGAUGAAGGAAAUGUUGGAGCUUAUUUCCAACGCCUUGUUUUCUUCGGGGGCAAUAGCUUUUAGAUCCUAGACAUCAUAUCUUAUGCUUACUGAUACAAAAUAGUUUUGGGAAUGGAAGAGAAAUCAUAAUAAUUAAUAAGAAUU